Onychomys torridus (southern grasshopper mouse) is the source of this 663-nucleotide messenger RNA. RefSeq names its product claudin-22-like. Gene Ontology annotation, biological process: cell adhesion; bicellular tight junction assembly. The record is from RefSeq and is a predicted model, not a curated record. Bases 1 to 663 code for a protein of 220 amino acids. Gene Ontology annotation, molecular function: structural molecule activity. Lineage: Eukaryota; Metazoa; Chordata; Mammalia; Rodentia; Cricetidae. Gene Ontology annotation, cellular component: bicellular tight junction; plasma membrane. The transcript has a single exon.
AUGGUUUCCAUCCUCAGAACGGCCAUGCAGUCUGUAGGGCUUUCGUUCUCAUUGCUGGGAUGGGCUCUGGCCAUUAUUACAACCUAUCUGCCACACUGGAAGACCCUCAACCUGGAGCUGAACGAGAUGGAGAACUGGACCAUGGGGCUCUGGAAAUCCUGCGUCAUCCAGGAGGAAGUGGGGAGGCAAUGCAAGGCCUUUGACUCCUUCCUGGCUUUGCCAGGUGAACUCCAGAGCUCCAGGAUCUUGAUGUCUCUGUCGAAUGGGCUGGGGCUGCUGGGGCUGCUGGCCUCUGGCUGUGGCCUGGACUGCUCGAGGCUUGGAGAGGCACGCAAGGGUCUGAAGAGGCGACUGCUCAUCCUGGGAGGGCUCCUGCUCUGGACUUCGGGUGUGAUGGUCCUGGUUCCUGUGUCCUGGGUGGCCCACAUGACGGUUCAGGAGUUCUGGGAUGAGACCAUGCCUGAGAUCGUGCCCAGGUGGGAGUUUGGGGAGGCCCUUUUCCUGGGCUGGUUUGCUGGCUUCUGCCUUGUGCUAGGAGGGUGUCUGCUGCACUGUGUAGCCUGCUCAAGCCCAGCUCCUCCAGCCUCAGGCCGCUACGCAGUGGCAGGGUUUCGAGACCACGGCUCAUACCUGGAGAACGGAACUGCACGGCCUGAAGUGUAA